AUGGCAGACUCGACUGGCGAAGUCAAGACGGUUGUUGGUGCUGAGCUUACGGGAUAUAUUCACAAGCAUAAAUUGGCACAAUUUCUGAAGGAUUUAUUUGGGAAGGAAAUCAAGGUUUUUCUCAAAUCAGACCGUUUCUUCUUUUACGCUCCGCGUAAGAUGGAAAAGGACGAGCUUGACAGUGGCGUUAUGAGUGAAAUAUCACUGGAUGGCGGACGGAACGCCUUGCAUUCAACCCGUGCCCAAAAAGCGCACAGCACAGCCUCGCCAUCUCAGACGGUCUCAGUUUUCAACAUUCUCAGCUCAAACAGGAAUUCAGCUACUGAUCAAUUUUUUGACUCUAUUCUGUAUAUCCUCACGAUGAGUGACGAAAAAUCCCUCUCCGAAGGCACGAAGCGUGGUCUAGAUGAUGAAUUUGCUUUCAACGGUUGGCGACAAUAUCCUGAAAACGUCAUUCUUGAGCCUGCUGCUGUGAAUAUUCAAUCUUAUAAAGAUAGAUUAUCGAGGUGCCGUUCUAGAAUAUUUUCUGAAGACUCCUUGGAUUUGGAGGUGGCAAUCACAGAUUUGAGAGGUGACGAUCAGCGUAGAGCAGUCUCGCAUGACAUUUACACGGAUUCUCAAUGUGUAGAGAAUCAUUUGGAAUAUGAAGAAGUACCCAAUACAAGAAUAAUAUCACUACACAGCCAAACUUCGUUAGACCCCGUUAAAAUUACGGAAGAAUGCAUGCUCAAAAUUUGCACCCAUUACUCCAUUGGGGGAGAAUUUCUAGACUUGCUUUUGGCACUGGGGAAUAAGCCAAAGGACUCUGAUGCUGGUCUUGGUAGGACGUCAGUGACAUAUCGACCAGAUGGAUCAUAUGGUAAAAACAUAGACUUCAUGUCGCUCAAAGGAAAUUUGUUGACAGUCGCAACAGACAUUUGCUAUAUGAUGGUAUACAUAGAAGAAACUUCGGGAAAAAGAACAGCUUCAUGGCCAGUUCGUCAGACUGUGGUAUUUCACAGAUUUACACCCAACUCGGACGGAAAUCUCUGGAUUCUGAUCCAUCCGAUGCCAAACUCCAUUUUACAACAACGAUUACAGACCCUUAUCUUGGGUGAAAGCAAUUUUACAAACUCCUCCGGUUGCGCGAAACUACAUCUUCUUGCUUUAUCCUCUUAUAUUGAAAACUGGCGGUGGUAUCUCAAAGCGUUAAGCGACGAAUUUGAAGAAAUUGCGGAUCAGGCUCUCACGCUCGAGUUUUCGAGACCCGAAGAUUAUAAGGAUGGUUAUAAAACAUUGACGCAACUGCAAUAUCUCCAAGAGAGGCUGUUUCCUCUCAAGGCUAGGUUUGAAACAUCCCACUCUGUCGUGUGCAGCUUGAUGGAACUGGCCGAUAAAUUCUACGCGGAGGGUCAUUACGAUGAGACGCUCCGUCAGGCUUUUUCGAAUAAUCUAAGGAACUUUGCUUCGAAGUAUCAAGGACAUAGCACUAGUUCGGAUCUUCUUGUUUCUAGAGUAUCUGGAUUGAUAAAAUUGCUUUCUGUCACGUUGAACUUGAAGAAUCAAGCAACAUCUGUGGACAUCAAUCAUAACAUGCUUACCUUGACAAAAGACACUGUCGACGAUAGUGCAACAGUGCGAGUUGUAACACUUGUGACCUUGAUAUAUCUACCUGCCAGUUUUAUUUCGUCUUUACUUGGAAUGAAUUUAUUCUCAUAUACCGGCAGAAAUGGAGACGGCUUUGAAAUUUCAAAUCAAUUCUGGAUAUUUAUCGCUCUAUCCGUGCCAUUAACUAUCCUGACCGUAGGAUCAUGGUCCUAUAUUUCUUACAAACGCCGCAGAAACAAAGCGCUCCAAAAUCUAGCGCUGAAGGAGCAACACCCAGGAGUCGAAGUGUAG
This is a messenger RNA of Glarea lozoyensis ATCC 20868, 1878 nucleotides long. RefSeq names its product Magnesium transport protein CorA, transmembrane region. The coding region runs from base 1 to 1878 and encodes 625 amino acids. Gene Ontology annotation, biological process: metal ion transport; transmembrane transport. Gene Ontology annotation, cellular component: membrane. The record is from RefSeq and is a predicted model, not a curated record. NCBI's taxonomy places the organism in Eukaryota, Fungi, Ascomycota, Leotiomycetes, Helotiales, Helotiaceae. The transcript is spliced from 9 exons. Gene Ontology annotation, molecular function: metal ion transmembrane transporter activity.